Messenger RNA from Exophiala bonariae, 1578 nucleotides. RefSeq lists its product as uncharacterized. The coding region runs from base 1 to 1578 and encodes 525 amino acids. Gene Ontology annotation, cellular component: membrane. The transcript has 4 exons. Gene Ontology annotation, biological process: plasma membrane lactate transport. NCBI's taxonomy places the organism in Eukaryota, Fungi, Ascomycota, Eurotiomycetes, Chaetothyriales, Herpotrichiellaceae. The record is from RefSeq and is a predicted model, not a curated record. Gene Ontology annotation, molecular function: secondary active monocarboxylate transmembrane transporter activity.
AUGGCCAACGUCGAUAUCCAUCCAAGCUCCAACUCACCAUAUGAAAAGCAUACCCAUGCCGAAGACUAUGAUCAUGAGCGAAACCUGUCCAAUCGCCAUAUGUCCGUUGGCAAAUAUGCGGCGACCAGAAUCACAACUUUGAAGCCUCCCAUGGCUAAGGCUCCGAACCCUUUCACUCUACUUGCCAUGCUCAAUAAACAACAAUGGCUCUUCUUCCUCGUCGCAUUCUUCGCCUGGUCAUGGGACGCAUUUGAUUUCUUCACCGUGUCGCUCACAGUGACUGAUCUGGCUGAGGACUUUGGAAAGACCAAUACCGAUAUCACAUGGGGAAUUACUCUGGUAUUGAUGUUCCGUUCCGUAGGCUCGACAAUCUUUGGUAUUGCCGCAGACAGAUAUGGACGAAAAUGGCCUUUCAUCAUCAACAAUCUUCUCUUCAUUGUCCUUGAGCUAGGCACCGGCUUCUGCCAGACCUACAAGCAAUUCCUGGCAGUGCGCGCCUUGUUUGGUAUUGCCAUGGGCGGACUCUACGGCAACGCAGCUGCCACAGCUUUGGAAGAUUGCCCCGAAGCGGCUCGUGGUAUCAUUUCGGGAAUGCUCCAACAGGGCUACGCUUUUGGCUAUCUCCUUGCGACGGCAUUUGCACGAGGCCUCGUAAACACGACUUCCCACGGAUGGAGACCACUUUUCUGGUUCGGGGCUGGUCCUCCAGUUCUCAUCAUCCUCUUCCGACUUUGCUUGCCGGAGACCAAUACCUUCCGUGCUCGUCAAGCUAUCCGUGAGCAGCAGGGUAGUCUUGCUGGUACAUUCAUCUCCGAAGGCCGUGUUGCGCUGAAGCGACACUGGUUGCUUCUCAUCUACAUGGUGCUUUUGAUGGCCGGUUUCAACUUCAUGUCUCAUGGAUCUCAAGAUCUUUACCCAACCAUGUUGACGAACCAAUUCAAAUUCUCCCCCAACGCAGUGACAGUGACCCAAGUCGUAGCCAACCUCGGAGCCAUGACGGGCGGAACCACGAUCGGAUACUGCUCUCAGAUCUUCGGUCGCCGCUUCAGCAUCAUUGUCAUCUGCAUACUGGGCGGCGCACUACUCUACCCCUACACAUUCACGAGCUCCAAAGCUGUCAUCGCCGCGGCGUUCUUCGAACAAUUCUGCGUCCAAGGCGCCUGGGGUGUGAUCCCCAUCCAUCUGAUGGAAUUAUCUCCGGGCUCUCUGCGCACCUUCGUGGUCGGCACAUCCUACCAGCUGGGCAACCUCGCGUCGUCGGCAUCCUCGACCAUCGAGUCCGAGCUCGGGUCGAACUGGCCACUCGAGCCACUGCACAAGAAUGGAAAAACGAUCAAACGAUACAACUACGGCAAGGUCAUUUGCAUCUUCAUGGGCGCCGUGUACGCCUACGUCAUCUUGCUGACGUUUGUGGGCCCCGAGAAGCGAGGCCGCAGCUUGGAUGUUCAAGAUGAUGCCGAUAUGGCUGAGGUGACGCACCGCGAUCUGAGAAAUCAGGGUGACGUCGCUCAUGGCCAUGGUCAUGGCGAGAGUAGCGAGGACGAGAAGGUCGUCAAGCGCGAGGACGAACGUGUUUGA